Aphanomyces astaci is the source of this 300-nucleotide messenger RNA. RefSeq lists its product as hypothetical. The transcript has a single exon. The coding region runs from base 1 to 300 and encodes 99 amino acids. Gene Ontology annotation, molecular function: structural constituent of ribosome. Gene Ontology annotation, biological process: translation. Gene Ontology annotation, cellular component: ribosome. NCBI's taxonomy places the organism in Eukaryota, Oomycota, Saprolegniomycetes, Saprolegniales, Verrucalvaceae. The record is from RefSeq and is a predicted model, not a curated record.
AUGCUGCAGACGUUCCUUCGCCGCGCCGCGCCCGUCGCGGCCAAGCAGCCUGCGCACACUCGCUCGCUAUGGUAUCAAGUCGGGUUCAACCAAGACCCCGAGAAGAUUGUGAAGACUAUCAACCGCACCAUGCAAGACGACGGUGUCAUGACGCAACUGGACCAACGAUUCGCGCACGAGAAGAAGUGGCAGCGCCGCAUCCGCAAGAACGCCGAGUCGGAGAUCCGAGACUUGAACAAACGUAUGGCGUCGAUCGUCAACUACUGCUUGAAGAAGCAAAAGCGAGGGGGUCACUUGUAA